CAUUGACAGGAGCAUAUUCCCCUUUGUACCUUCGAUGCCCUCCUAGAGUCAGCAUUUCACCACGAGUACACAAGAACUGUAGGGGUCUGAUACUAUGAGCGUGCCCCUUGCCUUCAAGAUGGCGAAAGUCCCAAGAUCCCUCAGGCUCUCGGUAUCGCGAGAGCCGUGUCAUCAGCGAGGAGAUGGCUUAGCAUUCCAGGGGCUGGUACACGGACUCUUCUCUCAGCCGCCACUUGCACUUCAAGGGAGAGGAGGUGGAAACGGCCAUAAUGUUCAUGACAGCACGACAUCUGUUUGACGUCUCCCAGACCAGGCUGUACUUCAGCACAGCAAAUGUCUUUAAGAUGGGAAACAAGACGCGUUUUCGUCCUUACGAUCGCAAAGCGUCUUCCACCAUCCGCUUCAAAAUGUUUACUGUCUUCCGGCCAGACAUGAAGACUCCCAACAGUCCUUCGUUAGGAAGCCAGCGGUUAGGCAACCGUCGCCGUAUCCUGCGAACCCUGCUUGCAGCAAUUCUUAUCGUUACUUUUAUCCGGACAUGGACUUAUACAUCUCGACCGAGGGUACCACCUCCCACAUAUGCGAUAGACGAAGAAGCCAGCGAGGUAGCCGAGCUUGAUUAUAGCAACUUCGAACCCCUGCCUUUGACAGGCAUGCUCAAUGAUGGCAGACCCGGUAAACGCACCUGCGACGAACUUAGGUAUGACGGACGGCUUCGAGUUCAAGAAAGCCUUUAUCUCGAGGAUGACCUGGUAGACGUCGCCAGGUCCCUUGCCGAUCAUCCUAUAAUCAACUAUCCCUCCGAGUAUGACGAUGUCCCAUUUGAAGAGACUGUUUCGAAAUGUUGGGCAAGAUUGGCUGGAUCGAGCGUUUGGCUGGAGAAAUACCAAGUCUUUCUUGCAGUCACGCGAGUCAUCUUCUUCGACAAAGGGAACCGUGCCUGGCCAAUUAUCAGCUUCCUUCGGGGUCAAUUGUACGAUGAGAGCUGGAACGAAUUGAAAAACCAUACCAUCCAAUGGCAUGGUGAUGAGAUCGUUUUCCCCACAGUGUUUACCAUUCCGGCACCUUAUAAUGUGGGCGGGGGGUUCUAUGGUCCUGAAGAUCCCAGGAUAAUUAUUGAACAAGACGUGGAGGACGCUGAGCCUGUUGUCGUUUUCAACAUGAUCCACGAUCUGAGGACCGUUGCGCGAGCCAUGCACAUUUUCCGACCAUUUUCCAAUGUGACCACAAUCUUGACCAUAACAGGAGAAGGAGAGAGACCCUCAUCGGAGAAAAAUUGGGCACCAUUCUUCCACGACGACCGCGCGAACGCAACCAACGGCCCGAAAAAGUGGCCCAGUCACCACAUUCACUUUGUGCAUGGCUUCAACCCUCUCAAAGUGCUCAAGUGUCAUGCACUCAAUGGUUGGUGUGAUAUUGUGUACGAGCAAAAGGUCUCCGAGGACUUGAUAUCACCCCACGAUGAUCCUCACGGUCGUAUGAGCGGCGGCACAAACCUGGUCCCAAUUCCAAUCGCUUCGAGCCCGGGUGUGCAUGCGUAUGUCGGCUUUCCGAGAUCUCAUAUCGACUUUGGAUGCAAGGACGACGCUAUGUACAGACCUGAAAUGAUGAUCAUGACUGCACAUGGUCAGCAGUUCCAUAUCAACUACAUGUCCGAGCCGAUAGAUUUCGGAGCAGCUGCCUUGACACCGGAUGCCGUCACUGAUCCCUGUGGCGAAGGCCGUAUUCUGAUUGCCAACAGUGUGGCACGAUGGGAUCGGUCCUCCGGUCACGACCUGAUGACACUUUCAUUCUCGGUUGCUGAUGUAACCGUGCAAAUUCUUCAGCUAGAGGGUGUCUCAAGGUUCAUCGAACAACUACCGUUCCUCCGUUCGGCACUUCAGCACGACAUGUCUCAGGAUGGAAGUGUCAUCUGGAACCUCCGCUGGUCAGCUGUCAGCCAGGACGUAUCUGCUUGUUCGAUCGAGGCGGCACGAAAUUAUUCCAUAGCCGUCUCCGAGCCACUCAAUGGCAAAUCGAAGGCCAAAUUGAGGGAAGAAGGGGAAUUGGACGACGAGGACAAAGAUGACGUUCUGGAUAAAACCAAGGAACGUGAAGAUCAAAAGGAUAACAAGGACCAAGACUUGAAAGGCAAGAAAGAGGAAGAGCUUACAGAUGCUUUAUUUGAUGACGAUGCGCUAUUCGAGACUGAGGAGGAAAAAGCUUUCCAAAAAGACAUCACCUACCUGGAUGAUCCAUUCGGACACGAGGAUAAGAUCACAUGAAAGACUCAUCUCGCGGACACGAUAUCAGAGUCUUCUACAUGGAUUCCCUAGACGUUCAGAACACCCUUAGGUCCGAUUCAAAACGAAGCGGCCGCAUACUAUACUUGAUCCUUGGGAUCUUCUCACAAACUGAUACUUAUCAACCUUCGCCUAAGGUUGUACGGCAUUUGCAAUCAGACUAUUUCAACAGACUCGAGUGCGACCGACUCCAACAGCAGCAGCGGACCUUUCAGCACAUUCUGCUCUUUCAGGUAUUAUUCCGUCACGGGUGCUCCUCGGCCAACUGCAAACGACAUUCCCCCCACCCGCGACCGACACGGGCCUUCUAGCUUGGUGGUGAGUUGCGGGGAUUCACGCAGAUGCCGUACGUACUGGUCAAUAUCGCAAUACUCGGCCACGUUCCAUUCCGGUCUAUAUUUUACAUCGCCCCGAUUUUCAUGUAGGAUAUAUCCAGAAACCACCCAGGUGGAGGACACGACUGAGCUGUCUGGAACAGCUUCCAAUAGUUUCGGCCUAUUGCAUGCAAUGAUUUGGUACUCUAGCAGCAACGGAGGCCGAUGCCUUGUAUGGCUUGAACAUCGACAUGCUAUUGACUCGGAUAGUUCUCUAACAGCGACUGGACCGCUGUCUUCUAUUCAGUUCGCAAUACAUCAGGAGUCAACUUCCUCAAGAAGUCCGUGUUGUUGUAUUAGUCAUCUGCAGUACGCUUCACUUUUUGCAUUGCAGCGAUGGAUUGACAUAGGAUUUUGUAACUAAAUCAAUCAGUGCAAUGCUACUCCCAUGCAUACUAUAUGUACCUUCAUUGUUUCCGA
Molecule: messenger RNA, 3076 nt
Organism: Exophiala oligosperma
Lineage: Eukaryota; Fungi; Ascomycota; Eurotiomycetes; Chaetothyriales; Herpotrichiellaceae
Exons: 2
Coding region: 270-2264 (664 amino acids)
Molecular function (GO): mannosyltransferase activity
Source: RefSeq, a predicted model, not a curated record